AUUUUCAUGGAGAACACGAAUUCACUGCAUGAUAUAAAUAAUUGUUACACCACAAAGAAUUGUUUCCCCAUAAUACGAGAGAUAGUUGUGAUAAUGUAAAUAUGUAUGUUAUUGUUCGAUCUGGCGUCAUUGUUGUAAUCAGCUGAUUUUCUUAUCGUUAUCAAAGUCAAAGUGACGGUCGAAGUAUAUUUUUUGUCGCGCAACUUAAUUCCAUGUACGUUUAUUAAUUUGUUCCUGUCAAAGUCGUACUGUGUCAUAGUGCAAAAAAAAAAUGACUUCUACUGGGCUUUUGAUUGUUUCCAAUAUAAAACAAGUGGGGAAGUCAUUACGUGCUAUAGAGAAAUAUGUAGGUAAACUAUACAUACACUUAAACAUCCCCGCGGAAAAAUGUCAACCAUUGCCUAUUUGGGGGCACUUGAUAUCUCAGUUGUAUGUCGACCAUAAUCAAUUAAGCAGUAAAAAUAUAAGUUUGAGCAUUUUGGUGGGCGCGUUGAGAGAACAAGGUAUCAAUGCAUUGCAAAUAAAGCCUGUUGAUAUGUUGUUCUGUGAUAGUCACUACCCUGAACUCUGUGAUAGCAUGUUACAACGUUUUAAAAUUCCUGGACAACCUAUUUACCUUGAAGAAGAAAAUAAUACGAUUGUUGGUUUUGAUCAUCAAAAUUUGAACGAGUCUACUAAAAUGUAUGAUACUGUAGUAGUGGGUGGUACCUUUGACCGCAUACAUGUUGGUCACAAGAUAUUCCUUACCCAGGCUGUUCUUCGUUGUUGUCGGCGUUUAGUGGUCGGAGUAACAACAAAUCAAAUGAACAAGUCUAAAAUUCUUCCGGAAUUAAUUUUACCCGUUGAAACGCGAAUAUCGGAGAUACGUGAUUUUCUUACGGAAAUUGAUGCAAGUUUACAAUAUGAAGUCGUUCCAAUCAAUGAUCCCUUUGGACCAACACAGACCGAUCCUAACAUGGACUUGAUAGUAGUUAGCGCCGAAACACUAAAAGGUGGUCAUAAAGUAAACGAGAUUCGGGCCAAAAAGAAUUUGCGACCGCUUGAAAUAUAUUGCAUAGAACUUGUUGAAUCCUCAGACUUGGGUGGCGGUCCAAAAGAAAAGAAAAUGAGUUCUAGUAAUACACGUAUUGACUUAUUAGGAACUCGAUUACGGCAACCAGAGGCGCGCCCUAACCUCUGCGAUAAGCCAUAUAUAAUAGGUCUAACAGGUGGUAUAGCAUCUGGAAAAAGCAUUAUGUGCGAUCGAUUGCUUAAAAAGGGUGCACAAAUUUUGGAUUGUGACAAGAUUGCACACCAGAUAUACGAGCCUGAUCAAGUUUGCUAUCAAAAAAUAAUUAAUCACUUUGGAAAAGACAUUGUCAACAAAGAUGGACGGAUAGAUCGCAAAAAACUUGGUGUAAUUGUUUUUAAUGAUCCUAAGCAGUUAGAAACGUUGAAUAAUAUUGUUUGGCCCGAAUUAUUAGUAGAGGUUAAGAGACGUAUACACGCUCUCCACGAUCAGCAUCAGUGCGAUGUUGUUGUAAUAGAAGCUGCUAUACUAUUGAAAGCAGGUUGGGAAAAAGAAUGUCACGAAGUAUGGUCAACAAUAGUUAGACCUGAGCUUGCUGUGCAGCGCAUUAUGCAACGCAACGGUUUAAGCGAAGAUGAAGCCCAAAAACGAGUUGAUAGUCAGAUGGCAAAUAGUGAGGUGGUAUCCAAAUCACACAUUGUGUUUAGUUCGCAGUGGACAGAUGAGUUUACACAACAACAAGCGGAUAAGGCCUGGUCCAUACUGAUUGAAGAUAUAGAAAAGCGAAAACUAAAUGAAAUAUCUACUGACGAGAAUGUCAAGAACAGCAGACUUUGACCAGAACGUUUAAAAUUGUGAAAUAAUGAAAUUUGUAAAAUAAAGGUGAUUGGAAUUGCGAAAAUAUAAAACUCUCUCAACAACCGGAUUCACGAGAGCAAUUUAUAUCAGAUAAUUUUUAGAUUAAAUUGCUGGUGAAACCGGUUGUUAGUAGAAUAGA
Messenger RNA from Zeugodacus cucurbitae (melon fly), 2006 nucleotides. RefSeq names its product bifunctional coenzyme A synthase (gene Ppat-Dpck). The transcript has 3 exons. The record is from RefSeq and is a predicted model, not a curated record. Lineage: Eukaryota; Metazoa; Arthropoda; Insecta; Diptera; Tephritidae. Gene Ontology annotation, molecular function: ATP binding; dephospho-CoA kinase activity. Gene Ontology annotation, biological process: coenzyme A biosynthetic process. The coding region runs from base 272 to 1846 and encodes 524 amino acids.